Molecule: messenger RNA, 1161 nt
Organism: Echinococcus granulosus
Lineage: Eukaryota; Metazoa; Platyhelminthes; Cestoda; Cyclophyllidea; Taeniidae
Product: Rho GTPase-activating protein 100F
Exons: 1
Coding region: 1-1161 (386 amino acids)
Biological process (GO): signal transduction
Source: RefSeq, a predicted model, not a curated record
AUGCGAUACCCUCUGAGUGAGGAGGCCAACAAGAUGCAACAGCCACAUCUCCCCGAUGCCCUUGCUGGAAGCAGUCAGGGGCGUUAUCUGCCAGGCAGCAGUGGUGGGGUCGUCAGCUCGACUAUCCCCCGAUCUCAGCUUCCUUCCAACUUUAACUCCUCACAAUUCAACCUGCUUUCUAGCGAACCGUAUCCCAGUCCCAGUCAAACUCACUGCCCCUUCAACCCAAGCCAAUCACCUUCACAGGAGAUGUCAUCUCCGCGCCACAGAAUAUGCCUCAAUGUGGACGGUGGAGGCGGCGAAUGUACCGGUAGCGCCGGUGGUGGAGGAUUUCUUGUUGUCAAUAUAAUCGCUGGCAGUGGCCUCAAAACCACUCAAAUGCUUCUGCGCGACCUGUACUGUGUUCUAGAGACAGAUUCUGUGCGCAAAGCACGAUCAAUGAUCCGUACGAGUACGGAUUACUUUGAAUGGGAUGAAGUUUUCGAGAUGGAAAUUGAGGAAUCACGUUUUCUUUCUAUCCUCAUCUACCAAUGGGACGCUCGCACUCGUCACAGGCUAUGUUUCUAUGGUGGUAUUGAUCUGACCUCCCUGACACAACCAAAUCUCUCCACAUUACCGAAUCGAGAACAGAAGGAGGUGGACGAACCAGAAGACGAAUGUCAACCGCUAACAAGUCCCUUAAUUGCGCGAUCAGGAAUGCACUUUGAGAAGAUUGCCCUUCAGUUGGAACCACGAGGAGUUCUCUAUUUACAAAUGGGCUUCCUCCCAAUGAUUGCACUGUACAUGCGACGAAAUCUAUCAGCCGCCUAUGACACAUCCCUCUUUGGAGUGAGCCUGGACGAGCUCGUGUAUAGAGACAGAAUGCUCGCCAGUCUCGGUGUCAUUUCCGACUCAGUUGUCCCCCUGCUGAUAAGGAAGUGUGUCGAAGAGGUGGACAGGCGAGGCACUGAGGUGGUCGGAAUAUACAGGCUCUCGGGAUCGGUGUGGAUGAAACUACAGGUGCGCGAUCUCUUCACUCGCACCGCGGAGAAGAUUGCUCAAGGACUAGUAAAACGGAGCGAAAAGGCGGUGAGGGGGGCCCUUGCUGCCUUGGAUCUCUCGGCUGAUGCUGUUCCAGACAUACAUGCAAUAACUGGUGAGUUGCAUCUUCACGAUAGAUGA